UUUUACGUCACUGCAUUUAUCUCUCUAAGCCAGAUACUCUCUUAUUUAUAAAUAUCCUCCCUUUUUCUCUCUCCCAACGUAUAUAAAUAUAUAUUUAAGCUCACAUGCUUUUUCAAUCUUCAUCACAAUUUUUCUACUUUCAUAAAAUAAAUUUUCGAGGAAAAAAGAAAGAUAGAAAACAAGAAAAACGACCUUAAUUUGUUUUCCAUCAGUGUUCUUUAAAAAAAAAAAAAAAUUGAAUUUUUAUUUGGCUGGCCAGAAGAAAUAUUAAUUAGCUACAGCCAUGGCCUGCGUUGAUAAGAAAAUAACCAUGGUUAAUUUGGUGUGGUUCUGUCUGGCUGCCAUUUUAUUGUUUUCUUAUGAAAUUUCAGCUAAGCUUCAUAUAUUCGAGCAGCCCACGAAAGGUGAUGGCACGGUGAAGUUUUUGGUUAUUGGAGAUUGGGGAAGAAAAGGAGAGUUUAAUCAAUCACAAGUUGCUUUUCAGAUGGGAAGAAUUGGAGAAGAAUUAGACAUAGAUUUUGUAGUGUCAACAGGCGACAAUUUCUAUGAUGAUGGUUUGAAUGGAGAAUCUGAUCCAGCAUUUGUGGAAUCAUUCACUAAUAUUUACACAGCCAAGAGCCUCCAAAAACAAUGGUUUAGUGUUUUAGGUAAUCAUGAUUAUAGAGGUGAUGUAGUGGCACAAAUAAGUAGUGCCCUCCGGAAAAUUGACCAUAGAUGGCUUUGUUUGAGGUCCUUUGUAAAUUUGGAGUCGUCACUUAAGAAAUCACGAGCAAAAUGGAAAAUUGUCGUUGGACAUCAUGCCAUUAGAAGUGUGGGCCACCAUGGUGACACCCCAGAGCUUAUAACUCACCUUCUUCCCAUUCUUCAGGCCUACAAUGUCGAUUUCUACAUGAACGGGCACGACCAUUGUCUCGAACAUAUCAGUGACAAUACGAGCCCUAUCCAAUUCUUGACAAGUGGGGCCGGGUCAAAGGCAUGGAGGGGAGAUGUUAAGAGCCUAAAUGAAGAAACCCUUAAAUUUUUCUAUGAUGGACAAGGUUUUAUGUCUGUUCAAUUGACAGAAAAUGAAGGGGAAAUUGUUUUUUAUGAUGUGUUUGGAAGAGUGUUACACAAAUGGGCAAAGUCCAAGCAGCUGCAUUUGGAAAUGUAAUUACUUUAGGUUGUGAGAAUAUAUGUUGUGGCUCAAUUUAUUAAGAUAGGUGCAGGUGUAAUUAAAUAAAAAGUAGAAAAAUGUUUUGUUAUUGCCCAACCUCACAAGUUCUACUUUUAUAGUUUUGUAGAGUAUAGUUUAUAAUUGUGUUUACAUUGUUUGCCAUCUAACGGAUUUCGUCAUACUUGAUCCGGAGAUGUGAAUAUGAAGUAUUUCAUUUUGUGUUAU
This is a messenger RNA of Striga asiatica, 1378 nucleotides long. Lineage: Eukaryota; Viridiplantae; Streptophyta; Magnoliopsida; Lamiales; Orobanchaceae. The record is from the annotation of a GenBank genome assembly.